Paramecium sonneborni is the source of this 952-nucleotide messenger RNA. NCBI's taxonomy places the organism in Eukaryota, Ciliophora, Oligohymenophorea, Peniculida, Parameciidae. The record is from the annotation of a GenBank genome assembly.
AAUAAGUUGCUUAUGAAUAAGCUGAUUAUAAAUUAAAAAAUCUAUAAAUGCCAGAUUAAAACUUGAAUAUCCCAUAAAUGUACUAAUUAGCAUAUUAGGGUGUUGGAGAGGUAUCAAUAUUUUAUAAGUCAUAGAGUAUAGACCACUUUAAAUUUUCAGAGCCAAGAAGAGUUGGUGAAAUAGAAGCUGAUGUUAUUGAGCCAACUAAUAUGUGUAAUAGAAAAUAUUUACUUUGAUUAGUUUAACAGAAUCCAUUAUAAUAUAAUGGAUUGUAAAUAUCGCAAAUAUCUCUGCAUCCCAACUUUUUCAUAUAAUAUAAAUUAGAUGGACAGGGUGGACAAAUACUAUUAGUAGGACUUCCAUAAUAGCAACCAGUGCAUUAAUUAAAAUUGGGACCUGUGCAUUAAGAACAUGAUGAAUAACAUUAAGGAUUGAUAGCAUAAAUAUUCUUAAUUGAAACUUAUGCAUCUCCUGAGCCUGUAGAAGUGAAUUAUAUUUUUGAUGACGUGCUUGUUGUUAAACUAAAAUUUAGAGUUCUGACGUCAGCUGAUAGAGUAUCACAAAACCCACUUGUUAUCGGAUAUACUGAAGGUGAAGUAUAAGUAUGUGAGUAGGAAAACGUACCUAUUGUGAAAGUUACAGCUUUAUUUGACCAAGUACCCUAAAAAAAUAAAUCAAAUGUUAUAAAACUUCCACUCAUAAAUGAGUAUGUAUAAUAUUACUAAACAGAAGGCUUAGUUGAAUUUAAAGUUAUAUAACUUAUUGUAGGUGAGGUACAUGUGAUAAAUUAAGCUUAAGUUGUUGUAGAUGGCAAAACAAAGCCACUGGAAUAUAAGUAUCCAAGUGAUCCUGUGUAGAUACUAUAGGUUUCAUCAUUAUUUAAGUAACUAUUUGAAAUAUACCAUUAAGUAUUGGAAAUAUCAAUAAUGCCAAUGAAGACUAAAAGUAUUGA